GUUUUCCUUGCAUAGAUUAAUGUUUUAACUACUUGCAUGCCAAAUUUCAAGUCACUGGUUCUUAAAAUAACAAAGAUAUACGUCAUCGUUCUCUCGAUUUCACUUGUUUAUUUUUACUAGGACAUUUACCGGUCCAGGUCACGGAGUCGUUUCUCGCCUAUGACAGCAGCGAAAUUCAGACUAGUAUGGAAGAUUUCAGACCUGUCAAUUAAAAUUUCACAUCAAUUAUACGCUACUUACUUCCUCAUAUUUUAAUAAUGUUCUUCGUGUAGACGUUACACGACUUAUUUUUCCUCAGCAGCAUCAACUGUUGACAAGAGCUGCCGUUUUAAUGAACGCACUAUUCUCUUUAGAGAAGUCGAGAGGCAUAGCCUUCAUCGACUUCUCUUCGCAAGCAUUCAUGUUUUGAUUCUGGAAAACGUGUAAAUGCCGGAGUCGGUGGCGGUUUAUGCUUCGACCGACGUUUCGACUCAGAUGUGCCUGGAUUUACGCAAUAGGCAAGUUGUUUUCAAACAUUUAACAGUAACGCACAAAACUGUCACAAGGAAAUCAACACUUACUUACUUUUAAUCCAUUUUCAACCUGUCCCCUGUCCCGGGUUUACGUUAACUGGUCUUGGGAGCUGUCACAACAGGGGACCAGUUAAGGUAGCUCCAUCCUCAUGUGACUUAUCAAUAUUAAUGGUUAAAAGUGGAAAAACUGUAUUGAUUUCCACUCAAUAUAGUUUAAUAUAAUUAAUAACCAAAGAAAAUAUAUAUGUUGCCACCUUUUUAAAGAUGUCAGACAUACAAAAACAGAAGUAUACAUCAACAUCAGAAAAUCACAUAUUUUCGUUAAACAGAAUAAUAAACAUAGAUAAAAACUUGUUGAAGCGACAAAAUUUAAAUAUCAACAGUUUUAAAAAAAAACCUGAUAAUUCAUAAAUAUGUAUAGAUUAAUUGUGGAUACUAGGUAAACCAAUGUAUAAUAGAUAUCAAGUAGAGGAAAUUCCAGCAUAGGAGUUAUUGCCCUUGACAAAAUUAUUUUAAUCAUAAAUAAUUGAUUAUCUAUGAAAAAUGUAAACUUUUUCCGUAUUAAUAGUUUACCAGAUUUUUUAUUAUAUCUAGUGAAUAAAAUUCCUCAGAAAGAUAUAUUUCUAUCAUGCGCAAAGUUUAAUUUAUUAAGAUUUUUGCAAAAACCUAUGACAUCACAUGAGGAUCGAUCAAUCUUAAGAGAAAAGCAGGCUGACGUAAUCGGAGUUGUGAUUUAAACCCGGGACAGGGGCAUGUUUUAAUCUCAAUCGCGUUAAAUGGAUAGACGGAUCCUCAUGUACCCCCUUUAAUAUUCAGAUGUUACUGGGCGUUUAGGGCUAGGAGAAUUUCAUAAUAUAAAUAAUAUAUAUUAUGAAUGAAUUAUACUUUACUUACUUAAAAGUUAAGAUUAUUACAUGGGACACGCCAAUGACCAUCUUGAACAUGCUUCGCUCGGUCCAAUGGUCACACCGUGUAUACACAUUACAAAGACAAACGAAACAUGCGUUUGUGUAAGUUUUUUCAUCAUUACAAAAUUACACAUGUAAUAUUGCUUUGCAUGAACACGAUGUCGUUAUCAUUAUCAAUACAAAUCAUUACGAGUUACGACAUGUUCACAAAGAAGGAUAACCCUCGCAUCCUUUUGAGCAUUUUUUCCCCCACAUCCUCUGUAUUCGGGGGGUUUCUCCCCCGUAUUACGCAUGCGCCGAUAAAUACUCCUUUCCUAUAUUCACUUCGAUAAAAAGUCAACCAAAAACCGAUGUAUAUCACGUAAUUAUUUCAUUGAUAUUGAUUGAUCGUGGUUUUACUCCGUUUUGUAAUUCAUUGAUAUAAUGUUUGUCUAUAUUGAUAUGAACUUAUAUUCAAGUAAAGCUAUGACAAAGUCUGUCAAAACUGAACUGUUCUUCAUCUUAUACUAUAGAAAUGAUGCAUCGAUAAUACACGCGAAGUCAUUUACUGCAAUACUGAAGUUUUAUAUGUUUUCCGAUGAACUCUUGAAACCUAUGCAAUGUGUAAUAUGCAUGACCUUGAAGCUAAAUUCCAUAAAUAAAAAGAAUGAAAAAAUAGUAUCUAUAAGCUGUAAUUACAAACCAUCAAUUUUAAUCAUACACUGCCCAGUCAAUUGUCAUUUGGAUGCACUCAUUCUCUAGGCUGUCAUGACUUUCCAGGCCUUUGGUCCCUUUUUAUGACAAUCAACCAGUGCUUAUGUAUAUUUUCGAUCUUCCCAAAUUCAUGUACGGGAUUUUGUCGCCGAACGAGAUGAUUAUUCCGAGAAGAAAAUGUACAUUAUGUAUCUUUGUAUGAUUUUCUCAGUUUACUACAUUCACAACGAUACAACGAGUAUUAAUGCAUACAGGUUUCUACAGAAUUAAAUGAAGAUUCGUUCGCGUUCCAUUAAAUUCAUCUAAGUGCAACUGAAUAAAAACAAUCAUGACUGUCAAGAAUAGAACCAUGCCCUCAUUUUAGUUUUGCGAGCACCUACAAACAUUGAACGCGCAUCGCUGAACUUCGUAUAGAGGGGAGAUAUACAUGGGCGUAUGCAGUUAUAUAAUAUCAUGCAAAAUGUUUAUGAAUCAGACCUCAAAGAUAAGGCUACAGAUGGAGGGAUUCUGUCGAUUUCUAAUUACAGUGGAAAUGUUUUCAGAAUAGAUCAUCGAAACGGCUUCUUCUAAUGUUUUGUAAAUCUCUAGAAGGUCUCUUGAGAAUUUCAUCAACUUUUGUCGAUCUACUGGAUUAAUUUGACGAUGUCAGACGUGGAUUCAACUCCAGCAAACAGAAGUAAGCGCCUUCCCAUUGUGGUAGGCAUUCUGGUGGCCGUUGUUGGAAUUGCUGCUGUUGUAAUUGGUGUGACCGUUCACCUAUCAGUAGGUAAAGAAGAUGAUAACGUUGGAAAAACUUCGGCUCUGGAACAAGGAGUUCCUGUAAUUCCAACAGAAGAACCAUUUGGUAACAUCAAAGAUGGCAGACAAGUUAAAAGAUUUACUUUUACCAACAAGAACAACGUCACCGUCAGAAUCAUCAGUUAUGGAGCUACUAUAACUGAUAUUUUAAUGCCGGACAAAAACGGAAAGAUUGUUGAUAUUAGUCUGGGAUUUGACACAGCAGCAGAAUAUGAAGAUAGACAUUCCUACAUCGGAGCGGCUCUUGGCCGUAUUACCGAAAGGUUAAAAGGGGCACGUUUUACCAUAAACGGCGUGGACUACAAUGUGUCGGCAAACGAAGGGCAGAACCAGCUCCAUGGAGGGUUUUCUGGAUUUGAUUCUAAAUUAUUUGAUGCCAAAAUUGAAGGGGACAAGGUUGUGAUGACGUACGCAAGUCCAGAUGGGGAGGAGGGUUUUCCAGGGAAGCUUACUUCUAUUUUUACCUUCCAAUUGACCAAUGAAAACGAACUUAUUCUUGGAUAUUCGGCACGGACAAAUAAAGCAACCCCUGUCAAUCUGUCCAACCACGUUUACUUCAAUCUGGCGGGACACAAAACGGGUAAAAACGGCAACCACGUGCUAACGGUAUAUUCGGGUGAAUAUGUCCCGCUUGAUGAAGCUUUUCUUCCCAUAGGUGACGGGAAAAUAGCAGUUGUCAAUGGAACGCUUUUUGAUUUAAGAAAGCCCACACUAGUCAGAAAAGUUAUCAGAGACAUCAUAGUUUCGUGUUAUGUGUUUGGAGACCGAGGAAAAAUGAAACAUGUUGCAAAACUGGAGAACCCAGGAAAUGGUCGUUACAUCGACGUAUACACAACAGAACCGGGUUUAGAUGUGUAUUUCUCCUCCCACAUGAAGCCAAAUCUUUACGGAAAAGAUGGAGCGGUUUAUGGGCCGUUUGAGGAUGGAGGCGUCUGUCUUAUUCCUUUGCAGUUACCUAGCGGUGUGAACAUGCCUAACUUCCCUGAUACUGUACUGCGGCCAGAAGAAACCUACACACAGACAACGAUUUACAAAUUUGGAAUUCACCCAGAUAUUUGAAAUGUAUUUGUGAAAAAGAAGUAUCAGAAAAACUGUCCUCAUUUUUCUUAUUGAAUUAUAAAGGUUCACAAUUUCCUCAAAAUAUGACUGACGUAUGAAUACCGUUUGAAGGCAACCAAUGGCCACGGCCCUUAGGAAAAUUAGUCUUUAAGCAUGUGUAUAGGAGAGGUAGGUUCACUAUGGCAAAAUCGACCCAAUUGCUUUGCAAUACGCCGGUUUCAAGAUACAUUCGAGUUAUUUCCCUUUGAAGAACUCUCGUACAUAGUAAGGCGCGAAGCAACUUCUUUACAUGCGGGAGUGGGACGAAUAUUCAUCACUGCAUAAGUAAAUGUAUUCAGUAUUUUUCUCAUACGCUGUUUCAUCACCCAAAUUUAACUGAUACACAAACUAAGUGAUAAGUAUUCAGGGAGUAAUUAAACACAUGGAAUUCUUAUUAUAUCACGUAAUUUCGUUGGUCGUAGGUAUCAUAUCCAGGAUAUUACUUUCAAAUAUUACAUUGUUUUUAUGUUUAUGGUUUAGUAAAACAUUUCUUUCGAUAGUAUUUUGUAUUUCCUACAUUUAAAUAUCUAAAGAGAAGCCACUUUCAAUACAUUUUAUCGUCUACCUCACUGACUGUAGGUUCACUCUGUCCCACUUAGGCACUCAAGUUCUACUAAAUGUACCUCCUACACAGGAGAACUCUCAUCUCGAAACUGGCGUAUUGAACAAUCCAGGUAGUGUUGAAUUUAUUACAUAGAUAAACAACUUUUAAAAAACAAGAAAUUUCAAAAUUAUCCCACCGAUUUGAUUCUAUUAACACCUUUAUGGGAGUACUGAAGAUGUAGAAUUUAAACCACUUACAUAUUAUAUUUGACGGGUGAUAAGAUAUCCGAUGUAUCGGCCAUUGUAACGUAUUGACAUUCGAAGUGUCCGUGUGCAUGCAUCUAUGAAGGAUGUUGACAACUGUAACGCAUUUCAUCAUCCGUCAAAAUCGUUCAUAUACAGCAAUUUCUGACGAUGCUGUAAAGUUCACUCUGUGUCACGAUCCAAAAUAACAAACUACUAAAAUUGGAGUAUGCUGUAUGUCAUGAUUUAAGUCAGGUGGGCUGCAUAUAUUCUAUUGAUGAUCUAGGUAAACUAUAUUCAUUGUCAGUUUCUCUGGUGUCAAUCACAUACUCUCCUUUGAUGGGAAUAUACCAGUGCUUAGUAGUUUAAUCAACAGUCUAAAUCCACACCGCAUUUACAGCUUGAUUGAUUGAGGCAGUGUGCAUAAAGUAUCGUGUCCAAGGACACAAGGCAAAACAAUGAUGCUGAUAUUCGCCCCUCAGAUAUUUCCCGUACGCCUUUGACAACUGAUACAACGAAUUAUGGUGUUAUAUAUAUAUAUAUAUAUAUAUAUAUAUAUAUAAAUGCAGCCAUUCCACUGACAUGGAAUUUCUCUGAGAUUAAAGGUGGAACUGUGAUUGGCAUUAGGCAAUGUGUAUUGUAUGUUUAUUUUCAUUGUUGCGUAUGCUAGAAGACUUGUGGCAUUUCUUUUCCUCCAUAUACUGAUAUAAAUAUAUUUACAAUAAACUGUGACUAUUUGUUUUAGAUGUGAUGUUAAAUUGAGAAAUUAAACAUUUCUGGAAUUGUUGAUAUCACAUUAUCCACAUAAUUUUGUAAAAUUUAAUUUGCGUGCUAUGUUACAAUGUGUCUUACUGGUUUUUAAAAUAUCAAUUCUGAUGUUGAUAUCUUCAUUGAUAGAUAUGAUGAAAUAAAUAUUUUGACAUUC
Molecule: messenger RNA, 5720 nt
Organism: Ostrea edulis (European flat oyster)
Lineage: Eukaryota; Metazoa; Mollusca; Bivalvia; Ostreida; Ostreidae
Product: galactose mutarotase-like
Exons: 12
Coding region: 2756-3970 (404 amino acids)
Biological process (GO): beta-D-galactose catabolic process via UDP-galactose, Leloir pathway; glucose metabolic process
Molecular function (GO): carbohydrate binding; aldose 1-epimerase activity
Source: RefSeq, a predicted model, not a curated record